UGCCAGGGCACUUUUUGUCAAAGUUUUUUGUCACAACUAAUGAAAAUGAGCAGCGGUUCAAAUCAGAGGACUUUGUUCCAGACUUGGGGUGGAUCCGCUUCUCAAAAUAGGGCUGUUCAACCGAAAAAAGAUGGCAAGAAGCCCGCUGGACGGCGCAAAGCAACCCAAAGCAACACUACACAGGUAGCUAAAACAAACCUUCCCAGAAACCCUCUGUGGACUGAAAUAGGUCAGGGGUCCUCAUACACACCAGAGAUCCCAGGAAGGACAGAGGAGCUUAAACCUGUGUGUGAAUAUGAAGAUGACGACGAUGAUCUGAUGGUGGUCGCUGUGUAUGAAGCUGAAAAGAGCCUGCAACUUGACAAUGUGCACUCUUUUCAACAUGACAACCUUGUAGGAACAGAGAGCACUGCCUGCUCAUCCCUCCCCUCAAGUGUGGGGCAGACAUAUCCAGACUUCCCUGGCUUUGACGGCUCCUCAGCUAAGGUAUGGAUUUACCCCACCAACUAUCCCAUCAGGGAUUACCAGCUGAAGAUAUCAGAGGCUGCCCUGUUUCAAAACACACUGGUGUGUCUCCCCACUGGUCUGGGAAAGACCUUCAUAGCCUCUGUGGUUAUGUACAACUUCUACCGGUGGUAUCCAUCUGGGAAAAUUGUGUUCAUGGCUCCCACCAAACCUCUGGUGGCCCAACAGAUCGAGGCCUGUUACAAAGUGAUGGGGAUCCCUCAGGCACACAUGGCUGAGCUGACAGGCAGCACAGCAGCAAAGCAGAGACAGGAGGUGUGGAGGACCAAGCGCGUCUUCUUCCUCACACCUCAGGUCAUGGUGAACGAUCUGUCUCGAGAGUCGUGCCCGGCCCAGCAGGUCAAGUGUGUGGUGAUCGAUGAAGCCCACAAGGCGCUGGGCAACCAUGCCUACUGUCAGGUGAUCAGACAACUUGGCAGCCAGACUCUGCAGUUCCGCAUCCUGGCCCUUAGUGCUACUCCAGGGGGAGACACAAAGUCGGUGCAGUCGGUGAUCUCUAAUCUGCUCAUCUCUCACAUUGAGCUGCGUUCAGAUGAGAGUCCGGACAUCCAGGCCCAUUCCCACCAGCGCAGCGUGGACAAAGUGGUGGUUCCUCUGGGAGAUGUCCUUUCUGCUUACCAGGCACACUAUCUGCAGGUGCUGGAGAAAUUCAUGUCUCGUCUGUUCCAGAACCGGGUGAUGGCACACAAAGACUUGCGGACACUCAGCAAAUACCAGCUCAUCCUCGCCAGGGAUCAGUUCCGCAAGAACCCACCGCCACAGAUCAAGGGUCCACAGCAGGGAAUGCUGGAGGGCGACUUUGCCCUUUGCAUCAGUCUGUAUCACGGCUACGAGCUGCUGAUGCAGAUGGGGCUCCGGUCGCUCUUCUUCUACAUCCAGGGGAUCAUGGAUGGAUCCAGAGAGAUGUCCAGGGCCAGAAAUGAGCUGCAGAGGACUCCCGCCUUCAUGGAACUGUACCAUGAGAUGGAAGCAAUGUUUGUGAAGCCAUCUGCUGGUCCAGAAGAGCCAUUUGUGUACAGUCACCCCAAGCUGGAGAAACUGGAGGAGGUGGUGCUGCAGCAUUUCAGACAGUGGGAUGAGAGCUCAGCAGACAACACUGGUCCUGAAGAAGUAAGCACCCGUGUGAUGAUCUUUUCAUCGUUCCGGGAGAGCGUGCAGGAGAUCGCCGCUAUGUUGAAUCGCCACGCUCCGCUGAUAAGGGUCAUGACGUUUAUGGGCCAAGCCUCAGCAGGGAAGGGAGUGAAAGGCUUUACCCAGAAGGAGCAACUUGAGGUGGUGCACAGGUUCCGUCAGGGAGGCUUCAACACGCUUGUAUCGACGUGUGUUGGGGAAGAGGGGCUGGAUAUCGGAGAGGUGGACCUCAUUGUAUGCUUCGAUGCUCAGAAGAAUCCCAUCCGCCUGGUGCAGCGAAUGGGGCGUACUGGACGGAAGCGGCAGGGACGCAUCGUUGUCAUCCUGGCAGAGGGACGCGAGGAAAGGACCUACAACCAGAGCCAAAGCAACAAGCGCAGUAUCUACAAGUCCAUUAUUAGCAGCAAAAACGGGUUCCACAUGUACCCCAACAGUCCCCGUAUGAUGCCUGAGGGGGUGAACCCCACCCUGCAUAAGAUGUACAUUACCUGUGGCCAGUUUGACCAUCAGGAGAACAGCAGGCGGUCUGUCAGAGGUCGAAGGUCCCACUCUGAAGGACGAGCGUCACUCAUCCACCCCCAAAACCUAAUUCGCCAGGGCAGUGCAACAUCGGACGGGUUUCUGAGCAGUACUGAAUAUUCCCUCUGGGCGUCCACCAUGAGGCUGGAGAAAGAUGAAGCUCAUCCAACCCUGGAAAAGUCGCACUUCAUGACCUUACCGACUGCUCUACCACCUCAGGAGGAAGUUUCCAAACACCAGACACCAGUUUCCAGAGAGCUGUCUUUGUGGGAAUGGAGACACUGGCAGCACAAAGCGCUUCCCACCCAUGUUGUGGAUCAUUCCCUCCGCUGCCACCACUUCAUUAAAGUGAUGGAGCUCAUAGACGGCAUGAGAGAGGAAAAUGAGGGUGAAUGCCGUUAUGAGCAGGAGCUUCUCCCUUACCUCCACAAAGCCGAUGGCCACGUGAAGAGGGGACAGAAAAAACAGAAGAGCGCCAAGAAUUGCUCUGAAAACACCAGCAGCAAACCCAAACCGUCUCGCCCGGUGUUGUCUGAUCCGGGAUACAUCGACGAAGAAGCAGAGACGCCGUUCUUCCUGAGACUUCCUGUUCCACAUUAUACCGAGGCGUCUAAUGAUGAAGUCACAGAUCACCCGGGACCUGAGGCGAUCUGUCCUUGUCCCUCAAUCAAUGACUGCCCAGAAGCUGACAUGGAUGACAACUGUGUCUUUAUUAAUGAGGAUGUCAGUAAAUCAGAGCACAGAGAUGACGAGCCUGUAAAUUUUUAUGGGAUUACAAAAACUGAUCGAGAUGAAGAUGAAGAUGUCGAACUUCGGGCCAUGUUCUACCUUCCUAAAUGGGAUUCAUCACCUCCUCCCUCCUGUGCUCAACCCUGCCCAGGAAGAGAUGAAAGUCUGAAGGCCAUCCUGGCCAAUGUGGUGGAGCUCCUGUCCCGAUCUCCGCUGCCACACAUUGAAGAUUUAGAGGCCGACAUGGCUGUUCAGUCACUCCCUCCUACUCCUCCUCAUCAGCCAUUCCUGGUUAGCUUUACCCUGGGUGUGGAUGAUGAAGAUGAUGACAAUGAAGAAAUGAUAAUCAGUCCAUCCCCAGUGAGGGUGGACUCCAAUGAGCUCCCAAUGGGUGAAGAAGGCAGUGAAAUCUAUCAAGAUAUGCCUUGUCCAGAGGAGCAGCAGAGCGAUGACGUAGCGGCAGACAGUCCGACUUGGGAUGAGGUUUUCUCAGGAGAUGAAGCGAAGGAUAAUCAUAACAUAAGAGAUCAGAACAAAGAGACAGAUGAAGAGGAAAUAAAAAGUGAGAAUGAGAGCAUUGCAGAGGAAAAAGGGCAUCGUUGGGAUGAUCUGAGGAAUGAAGAAAAGCCAGACUUGAAAGAUGGCGGUGUAAAAGACAACAUGGACCAUCACAUGGACGACAGCAUGGAUCUGUUCGAGGAUGACGAAGCAUUCCUGCAGAUGACCAUCCCAGAAAUCUCAACUCCUGGGGUCACACCAAGGACCUCCCCUAUUGCUGGAGACUUUUCUGAUAGCACAAAAGAAACAUCUAACACUUUGCACAAGCACAGCCCAACAGCUGAAAGCACACAUACAUUAAACACACAUGAUUUUGCACAUGCAAAGCAAAGAAAUCUGACACCUCAGGACACAAACGCCCAAAGCACUACAGGGACCAAACACAAUGCAUGCGCAGAAACAACAAACAAACAGGAAACGGAUAGUUCAAGAAGAACUCCCACAAGGAAACAAAACCUUGACUCAUUCAACACGUCCCAUGACUUCUUCUCCGUCAACUUUGACCUCGGAUAUUCACUGGAGGAAUCUGACGAGGACGAGGAUGUUCCUGCCCCAUGUACGUCGACCUCCCCACAGCCUAGAAAGCAGGCCGCAUCCGACUCUUCCACUCCCUAUAACAGCUCCCACAGACCGAGAUUUCCUCUCGAGUCCAGUGAGUCAGCGCUAUCUACGCCACAAAUGCGAUCGGCCCGCAGGCAGAGAGAAGCUCUUCAGCCUUUAAUGUCUAAAGGCGGUGCGCUCCCAUCUCCGAUCACAUCCCUAGGACUUAGACGAACGCUCAUUCCUGGCGACGGCGAGCCUCGGACACCGUCUUUACUGUCCAGGCUAGAGCGGAGACGACUAGAGGGUCCUAUCCCUGAGGCAGGUGCGGAAAACGGCUCCCGUCAGGCAUCUGUUUGUUUGGCCGAGUCACCGCCUCAUCCAGAGGAGUGCAUCAGUGACAGUGAGGAUGAAGUUGUGGUUCAUAAAAGAAGACUUCAGAACAAGGUCAACCCGCUGUCAUCCCCAGAAAUGUCAAAGAUCUGCAGCGACGUGGACUCCCCGCUGGUCGUGAACAGGAAACGUCUUGCUGCACUUAAUACUUCGGAUGAAAUGGAGGGCGAAGCUGUCUCUGAUGAUGAUUUCCAGAAUGAGUCAGUGUUCACACGCAGAAACACGGCAGCCGAGAAGAAGCGAGUCCAACAUGGCAGAGUUAAGCAUGCCAUAUGCCGAGCGGGGCGUCAGUUCCUGGAUGAAGAAGCGGAGCUGUCAGAAGAAGACGAUGGGGGCGACGUGUCAUCCGAUGAAGAGGAUGGAGACGAGCAGAAUCACUCUCUUGACGGAUUUGUUGUCGACACCACACACUGUUCACAGGGACUGAACGAGUCAGAGAUGCACGGUAUUUACCUGAAGUCUGUGAGAAGCCCUGCAGUCCAGGGAAAGUUUAAAAUGUCCUACAGAAAUCAACACAAUAUGGACAUAUUUUCUCAGGUGCCCGAGAUGGAUGAAACAUAUGCAGAGGAUAGUUUUGUGGUGGGCAGUGAGGUGGAGGAGCUGGAGAGCAGCGAGGAAGAGGCCGAAGACAUUGAGCUCAUGCCCGAGGACUCGUAUGUGGACGGGAAGAGGCAGUAUGCCACCAGACGGCGUGUUUUCCUGCACAAAGCGAGGGCCGGAGCUAAGAGUGCAGCUGAGGCUCCGCCGGAGCAGAGAGCAGGAGUGAAAGCCAAGCGCUCCCGUGUCAUUCGCAUUAACGAUUCCAGCGAGGAGGAGACGGAGGAAGUAAGUAAGAAGAGAAGUCUCAUCGCAGAAAGUACUGUUGCUGCCCCCUUGUGGCCAAAGGAGCAGCAGAACCCCUCCUCCGCAUCUUCAACCAUAGCAUCCAAGGUCUCGCUGCUGAGCAAGGCGCAGAGAUGCACAGUGACUGAGGACAAGCAAAACGAGAGGCAUCGACAGAGGUUUGAAAAUCAGCAUCUGCUCUCGGAUGAACUAGACUUCGAAAAGCCAGAGUUGCCGUUAUUAUCCAAGAAACCACCCCAGGCUUUCUCCGCCACCUCCUCAGUGCUUCAGAAGUCCACUGUGCAGGAUUUGUCAGUCAGUGAGUCACCUGCAACGUCCGCAGCUGUUAGCAUCCUGGUCGACAGUCGCUGCAUCAGCAGCGGGGUGGAGCUGAUGACCAGCCUGCGUCAGCGCCACGCAGCCACCGUCCACAUCUGCUCGCUCGAUGGCAGCUACUUCAUCGUCAGCAACCGCACGGCAGUGGAGAGGCACAGCCAGUCGGAUUUGGCCUCUGUGCAGAACCGGAAGCGGUUGGCUGAGAGAGUGAACAGCUUGCAGCGGUUGUUUGAGCGCGUUUGUCUGAUCGUGGAGAAGGACCGGACCAAGCCAGGUGAGGCGUCACGUCCCUUCCAGCGCACGCGUUACUACCACGGCACCCUGACAGCACUUGUGCGGACCGGAGUGCGCUUGCUGUGGAGCAAUGGCCCUGAAGACAGCGCCGGCUUGCUGGCAGAUCUGGCGCGGCUGGAGCAGCGUAAAGGUCAGGGCAUCACUGUACCGCUGGAGGUCAAAGGGCAGCACAGGCUGCAGGCGCUGCAGUUGUACUUGAGUCUGCCCUCAGUCAACUACGUCCACGCCCUCAGCAUGAGCCACAACUUCAGGUCAAUUGCUCAACUCAUAAACAGCUCCAUUGAAGAUGUACAGAAGAGAGGCAGUAUGAGUCGAUCCAGAGCUGAGGAGAUCUACCGCUUCCUGCGCUACUCCUGUGACUCCUUCCUUAUGAACACUUCAAAAGUAGCAAAAAACAGCUAGCACAGUGGAGAAACCACAAUCUGGUAUCUAUUUCUACUUUUAUGCUUUGUUUUCCUGUUUUCCCAUAUUUUUGCACUACCUACUCUUUCUGACUGAUGUGUCUGUACUUCUCCUGCCCUUUUUGCCAUAUGACUGUUUAUCAGUCUCACCAGGGACUGUUAAAGUAACCGCUCUAUUGGAUCUCUCCAUGAGAGAAGAACCCGAGGACAUUGGUGCACCCUUCUAGUUGAAGGGGAACUCUCUUCAGCGAAUUCAAUGUUCUAUAAAACAAGAGGUUUCUUGAUAUAAAGCAUAUUAUUUGUUUAAUGACGUUAUCUUUUUUUAUUAUUUGGAUGAGAAGGGUUUUCUUUAAGACCUCUGUGCCGACACUAAUCCUGUCAGAUGGUGAUCUCAAUAUUUGAUGGACACUUGAAUAACUUAUUGUUUUUGUCGAAAAAUAAUGAACACAUUUGUUUAAAGAACUACUCUGAAAGUGAUAAAUAUGGUGUCAGAUUUCUUUAAUAAACAAUGCUUUAUUUUUGUA
This is a messenger RNA of Acanthopagrus latus (yellowfin seabream), 6772 nucleotides long. It is a transcript of the gene fancm, whose product is annotated as FA complementation group M. Lineage: Eukaryota; Metazoa; Chordata; Actinopteri; Spariformes; Sparidae. The record is from RefSeq and is a predicted model, not a curated record. The coding region runs from base 40 to 6249 and encodes 2069 amino acids. The transcript has 24 exons. Gene Ontology annotation, biological process: interstrand cross-link repair; double-strand break repair via synthesis-dependent strand annealing; replication fork reversal. Gene Ontology annotation, molecular function: nuclease activity; 3'-5' DNA helicase activity; four-way junction helicase activity.